AGGACAGGGUCAUGGAGUAAGGGAGGGGAAAGGAACAGCGGGGAAGGGUUUAGGGAUGCAGACGAUCAGGAGAUGAAGAUUGAAGAAACGAACUUUUAGAACAAAGAAUCAGAGAUAGAUGGUCACAGUAAAGCAGAGGAGCAGAUGAAGGUGGACACCCUACACAAUCUGGCAAGGCGUGGCACCUGACUUCACAGCAACCAAGUCAUUCACAGCAGCGAAUAGACUGGUCUAUAAAUGCAUUGGUCCAUUGUGGAGUAUAUUGAGCAAAGCACUUAAGGAGAGGAGACAAUGGAGGAAAGUAGCAGCGCACUGUCGCCAUUGCUGGACGUUGAUGAAUCAUCGGCCGCAUCAGAGGAGCUGCUGCGCCGGGAACACCUGCCAUGGAACGUUCUGUCGCGGCUGGCGGCAUGGGAAGCCGGCAACCUGUGGCGCAUCUCGUGGGCGUCCAUCCUCAUCACGCUCUUGAGCUUCACCCUCAGCCUCGUCACCCAGAUGUUCGUCGGCCACCUCGGCGAGCUUCAGCUUGCUGGCGCCUCCAUCACCAACAUUGGCAUUCAGGGCCUAGCCUAUGGCAUCAUGAUUGGCAUGGCGAGCGCGGUGCAGACGGUGUGCGGCCAGGCGUACGGCGCCAGGAAGUACAGGGCCAUGGGCAUCGUGUGCCAGAGGGCGCUGGUGCUCCAGUUCGCGACGGCCGUCGUCAUCGCCUUCCUCUACUGGUACGCCGGCCCUUUCCUGCUGCUCAUCGGGCAGGCCGCGGACGUGGCGGCGGAGGGGCAGCUGUAUGCUCGUGGUUUGGUGCCGCAGCUGCUCGCAUUCGCGCUCUUCUGCCCGAUGCAGAGGUUCUUGCAGGCCCAGAACAUCGUCAACCCCGUGGCGUACAUCACGCUGGCCGUGCUGAUCUUCCACGUCCUCAUCUCGUGGGUGGCCGUGUUCGUGCUCGGGUUCGGGCUCCUCGGCGCGGCGUUGACGCUGAGCUUCUCCUGGUGGGUGCUCGUGGCAUUGACGUGGGGGUUCAUGGUCUGGACUCCAGCAUGUAAGGAGACGUGGACUGGACUGUCUGUGCUCGCGUUGAGGGGGCUAUGGGGAUACGCCAAGCUCGCCUUCGCGUCAGCCGUCAUGCUAGCGUUGGAGAUUUGGUAUGUGCAAGGAUUUGUCCUUCUUACUGGCUUCCUCCCCGACCCAGAGACUGCACUUGAUUCUCUCUCUAUCUGCAUCAAUUACUGGAACUGGGACUUCCAAAUCAUGCUUGGUCUGAGCUAUGCGGCCAGUAUUCGUGUUGGCAAUGAGCUUGGAGCGGGCCAUCCAAAUGUAGCACGGUUCUCGGUCAUUGUGGUUAUCACAGCAAGCGUCGCCUUCAGCAUUCUGGCUACAGUUGUAGUCAUAGUUCUGAGGUAUCCACUGAGCACACUCUACACGAGCAGCACCACCGUGAUCGAGGCUGUCAUUACUCUGACACCAUUGCUAGCUAUCAGCAUCUUCUUGAAUGGAAUUCAGCCAAUCCUGUCAGGAGUCGCCGUCGGCAGUGGAUGGCAAGUGGUGGUUGCCUAUGUCAAUGUUGGUGCCUACUACCUGAUUGGUCUGCCAAUUGGAUGUGUCCUAGGAUACAAAACGAGUCUGGGAGCAGCUGGGAUCUGGUGGGGAUUGAUCAUAGGGGUCUCUGUGCAGACGGUAGCUUUGAUCAUUAUCACAGCCAGGACUAACUGGGACAAUGAGGUGGCCAAGGCGAUUCGGCGACUGCGGCAAACCGCCGUGGAUGAUGGCACGGUUCCCAUCGUCGACGGCAUCGAGUGAUCUGCUCUGCUGUGCCUCCCUGCGAAUGGAGCUGAAGACGGCCAUAACGGGACUGAUAUGGAAGCUCGGUGUGGCCAUGCAAGGAUUUCCUGUGUUCUUUAGCUUUUUAAUUUUCAGUUUGUUGCAAUUAGUUUUCAGAUUCUGGACAAUUCUCUUGUAGUAUCACGAUCGGUAGACGGAAAAAAUGGUUUAAUUUCGUACAACUAUAAUAUGUGCGACGUCAUAGGUUCGUUCAUUUAUUAGAAUAAGCGAAACAACUUCUCAGGAAUAGAAAUUGUGGG
Molecule: messenger RNA, 2075 nt
Organism: Oryza brachyantha (malo sina)
Lineage: Eukaryota; Viridiplantae; Streptophyta; Magnoliopsida; Poales; Poaceae
Product: protein DETOXIFICATION 41
Exons: 9
Coding region: 292-1794 (500 amino acids)
Biological process (GO): xenobiotic detoxification by transmembrane export across the plasma membrane
Cellular component (GO): vacuolar membrane
Molecular function (GO): xenobiotic transmembrane transporter activity; antiporter activity
Source: RefSeq, a predicted model, not a curated record